Brassica napus (rape) is the source of this 1612-nucleotide messenger RNA. RefSeq names its product vacuolar protein sorting-associated protein 36. The transcript has 8 exons. NCBI's taxonomy places the organism in Eukaryota, Viridiplantae, Streptophyta, Magnoliopsida, Brassicales, Brassicaceae. Gene Ontology annotation, cellular component: ESCRT II complex; late endosome membrane. Gene Ontology annotation, molecular function: ubiquitin binding; phosphatidylinositol-3-phosphate binding. Bases 127 to 1458 code for a protein of 443 amino acids. The record is from RefSeq and is a predicted model, not a curated record. Gene Ontology annotation, biological process: protein transport to vacuole involved in ubiquitin-dependent protein catabolic process via the multivesicular body sorting pathway.
AACAAAAGCUGACUCUGCACGUGUUCUUGUCCUAACACUAAAACGAUCGUGGUUCGGUUCUUCUCUUCCGUUGCUGGAAACCUUUAUGAUUAAGCUUUGAUUGGUCAACCUGUAUGUUCUGCUUCCAUGGCCAGUGAAAGCAGAAUCGGAUCCGAUGGUUUGUUUAACACCGCGGAGGUAACCACAAGCGGCAGACCGGUGCUCCGCCGCAACGAAGUCGAGUGUUUCCUCCUCUCCUCCGUCGACCUAGACUCCGAAGACGAUCCUCCUCGAUUCACCCCCCUGAGAUCCGGAAACCUAAUCUUAACCACUCAUCGUCUCAUAUGGAUCCCUUCUUCUCAGUCAAACGCAAACACAUCAUCUCUUCCUUCUUCCCUCCCUCUCUCCUCCAUCACUCACAUCUUCUCCCACAAGAAGUCAAUCAAGUCCAUGUUCCACUCCCCUCGGAUCCGGUUCCAAGUGGACUCCCUCGUCGUCGUGACCGUCGUCUUCAGAGGGAAAGGGGAUUUCGACGGGUUCUUGACGAAGCUCUGGGAGUGUUGGAGAGGGAGAGCUUGGGAGGAAGAUGAGAAGAGCGAGAGUGAGGCUUCUUCGGGGUCAGGAGCUGGAACUGUUGCGCAGGGUUUAUACGGCAACGAUGGAACGGUGAGGAUGGUGGGAUUGGCUGGGAUACUGAGGAAAGAGCAGGAGCAGUGGGAGAGUACUGAUAAGAGCUUGCAGGAUGCUUUUCAGGAUUUGAAUGCUCUUAUGAGUAAGGCUAAGGAGAUGGUGAGUUUGGCGGAGAAGAUGCGGCAGAAGCUAUUGUCUGCUCCUAGUAGUCAGAACGGAGGAGGUGAUGAUGAGGAGAUGGGGUCUAAAGAAGAGAUGCAACAAUGGAUGUUGAGCGUUGGUAUUAUCUCUCCAGUUACUAAGGAAUCUGCUGGCGCCUUGUAUCAUCAAGAGUUGUCUCGCCAGUUGGCAGAUUUUGUGAGAAUCCCAUUAGAACAAGCUGGAGGAAUGAUCAGCCUUACUGAUAUGUAUUACCACUUCAAUCGUGCUAGGGGAACAGAGUUGAUUUCUCCAGACGAUUUGUGGCAAGCUUGUAACCUCUGGGAGAAAUUUGAUGUUCCAGUAAUGCUGCGGAAGUUUGAUAGCGGUGUGAAGGUCAUCCAGAACAAGUCCCAUAGUGACGAGGAGGUUAUGAGUAGAAUCAGAACGCUUGUGACUAAAACCGAAACUUUAAGAACUGGAGUCACUGCUAGUGAUGCAGCUUUGACGCUUAAAAUCGCUCCAGCCAUGGCCAAGGAACAUCUACUAUCUGCAGAGACCAAAGGUCUGCUGUGUAGAGACAUGAGCCCAGACGGGCUUAGAUUCUACUUCAACCUGUUUCCAGAGAUUGAUCCAACCGAUCUCCAUUUGGUCAAGGACAUUGGGACAUACGGUGAAUGGGUCAAAGCGACUAGCUUAUUGUCCGUAUGACAGUUUUUGAUGUGUACACGACAAAAAAACACAACUCAUCUUAUGCAUUUUGAACCAAAAAUGCUAAUAACUUUUAUAUUUGUAACAAAGUUCCUCUUUAAAUCAAUUGUUUUCCAAAUCAAAUAUUGUGUUUUAAAUAAUUUGGAAUUUGCUA